AUGAAGCAGUCGGACAAGCCCCCUGCCAAGUCCGAGGCCCUGCCUGACGAUGAGCCCAGGAAGGAACACAGAGACCCCGAGCCGGAGGUCGCCCACGGCCCACGCACAGAAUUCCCUGAGCUGCGGUCCAUCAUUUGCUGCAUCCUCGGCCAUGUCGACACGGGCAAGACCACCCUGCUGGACAGGCUGCGCAACACCAGCGUGCAGGAGAACGAGGCGGGCGGAAUCACCCAGCAGAUCGGGGCGACUUUCUUCCCACCAACCAAGCUCACCGAAGAAAUCUCUAAGUGCAGCUAGUUCCUGACGGUCAAGGAGAUGCCGGAGGGGCUGCUGGUGAUCGACACGCCGGGCCAUGAGAGCUUCGCGAACCUGCGCUCGCGAGGCAAUUCGCUCUGCGACCUAGCGAUCCUAUUGAUCGACCUGAUGCACGGACUCGAGAAGCAGACCCUCGAGUCGAUGGAGUUGCUGGCCUCGCGCGGCACGCCCUUCGUAGUGGCGCUGAACAAGAUCGACCGCAACUACGAGUGGAAGCCCCAAAAAAUGGCAUCUUCGAAGCUCAGCCUGCAGGGUCAGAGCGAGGCCUCCCGCGAGGACUUCUAUCACCGGCUGGGCGGAGUCGAGCUGGAGCUGAAGGCCAGGGGCUACAACCCGGCGCUCUACUGGAAGGCCGAGGAGGGCGACCUGCCACUGGUGCCCACCUCGGGGAUCACCGGAGAGGGCAUUCCGGACCUGCUGGCCCUGAUCGUCCAGAAGUGCACGACCGGGGCCCUGCGCAAGAAGAUCCGCUUCCGCAAGAAGGGGUUCAAGUGUACCGUCAUGGAAAAGAAGAUGGUCGAGGGCCACGGCACUACUCUCGACUGCCUGCUGGUCGACGGAGCCAUCCGCCGCAACGAUAACAUCGUCCUGCUCGGCUUCGGGGGCGCCAUCCGCACCAAGGUCAAGGCCCUGCUCACGCCCCACCCCAUGAAGGAGAUGCGCGUCAAGGGCGAGUUCCAGAUGCAUGAGGAGGUCUGGGGCGCAAACGGAGUCAAGAUCGGUGGCAAGGACCUGGAGGAUGCGGUCGUGGGCACCCCUCUGUUCGUCGUGAACAGCGAGGAGGAGGAGGCGGAGGCGGCCGCCCUCUGCGAGGCAGAACUAGCCAAUAUCAAGCAGAAGAUCCAGCUCAGCGCCCAAGGCGUGGGGCUUGCGGCCUCGACACUGGGGUCGAUGGAGGCCCUGCUCGAGUACAUGAAGAGCAUGAAGAUCCCGGUGAGCUACAUGACGGUGGGCCCGGUGACGAAGGAGGACGUGAUGCUGGCGAUGAAAAGCGUGCUGCUGGAGGACGAGGCCACCCGGAAGGAGGAGUUCGCAUGCAUGCUGGUGUUCGACAUAAAGGUGCUGCCCGAGGCGCAGAAGUACGCAGAGGAAAACCACAUCCGCAUUUUCAAUGCUAACAUCAUCUACCACCUCACUGACCAGUUCAACAACUUCGUCAAGGAAAUCAAGGACCGUCGCAAGAAGGAGCACAGCCACCACGCACUUCCUGUGCUUCUGCGCCCCGUCGACGUCUUCCGCAGGGAGGACCCUAUCAUCAUGGGAGUUGACGUGCUCGACGGGCAGCUUCGGGUCGGCACCAAGCUGUCCACCUACGGCAAGUAGAAGGAACGCGUGGAUGUGGGCGUGGUCGAAUCCAUCGAGGCGAACCACAAACCUCUGCAGGCCGCUCGCAAGGAGCACGGCUCGGUGGCGAUCAAAAUCGCCUCGAAGCUGCAGGCGGGCCGCGACUUCCCGCGAGACGCGCAGCUGUGCAGCAAGAUCUCGCGGGCGAGCACCGGGACGAGAUGGCGCAGAGCGACUGGGCCCUCGUCCUCAGCCUCAAGAAACACUUCCACAUUGAAUGAAAUCUGCCUUGUUGAUGGCAACAUAUCUAUAAUGCUUCUCUCGCUGCUCGCAGUGGCCACUUCCCUCGACUGCGAAGUGCUCAGGGACUCGCUCGCCCUUCCCCUUCGCGACGAGGUCUUCUUUCUGCCCCUCGCGGACCUGCUGGUUCUGCCCAGCCCCAAGGUGGCCUCCAAUGCCUCCACAGAUUUCGUGAGGCCAGUUCAAACUCUGACCCCGCUUGCCGACACAACCUAUGCCCAGGCUGAUCUCCAGGCCAUCAGCUUUCUGAAAGAGCUGUCCCCCACGAACAGCGAGGCCUCGCUGUCCCGAGCCGACAACUUCCCGGCGAUCGUGGACUUCGAUGUGGCAGGGCCUCAUGUGCUCACCAUCGAAUUCAACCAGAUCCAGCUCUACGAUUACAACGGGACUGACUGGCACAUCAAGGCCGUCCUGCCUGAGAUCGGGGUGGUGGUCGCGGACGACGACCUGGCCCUCGUCAGCCCUCGCUUCCUGCAGUUCCAGACCAAAGGCAAGCUAUACCUGUACAGCUUAGAGGGCCAGCUGCUUUCCGUCGUGACCGACUUUAAGUUCGUGCACCUGGCUCAGCCCUUCGACCGACUGUAUACGCUGACCGACACUGGCAGCCAGAUGUUCAAGGAAAGCUGUCAGGCAGUGGUCGAAGUGGCCGAGCCUGACGGAGACAAGCCUUUUUGGCUUAUGCCCGAGAGCCAGAACCUCACGCUAGGCGACUCCUCGAUCCUGGCCCUGGAUGACUACGUGCUGGGCCCGCUGGUGAACCUGACCGUUUCUGGCCCCAACAUCACAUCAAGCGCGCACUCGGCUGACCCCUUCAAUGUCGGAGGGGCGAUCGUGGCCUCGCCCUCCGCCCUCCGUCACUUCGUGGGCCGCAGUGGUUUAUUCCAUCGCGUCAGCUACAACUCGACGGUGCUGCAGGUGGACCAGUGCUACAAGUCGUUAGGCCAGUGCGACUCCAGCAAGCAGCUCAAACUCGAGAACGAGAUCGGGACGAUGACCCUCGACCCCGAGAGCAUGCUGAUGGCCUACACCUACAAGCAGGAUGCCUCCACCGUCCACUUCUACAACUUCAAGACCUCCUCCAACACCAACGUCACUCUCUCGCAGAAGGCCACGGACCUCACGUGGGCCAGCCAGGGCCAGCGCUAUCUGGUGGCAAUGCUGCCCUCGGUCGUGACCCUGCAGGUAAUGACCGUGAUGAUGGACGGCGACGACAUAACCGUGACCAACCGCUACUCCAUGGACGCCAGCUUCCCCUUCGCCAGCAAGAUCGAGCAGUUCAGUCCUCGGUCGUGCAAGUACAACCCCUAA
Messenger RNA from Hippocampus zosterae (dwarf seahorse), 3207 nucleotides. RefSeq lists its product as uncharacterized. The record is from RefSeq and is a predicted model, not a curated record. Lineage: Eukaryota; Metazoa; Chordata; Actinopteri; Syngnathiformes; Syngnathidae. Gene Ontology annotation, molecular function: GTP binding; translation initiation factor activity; GTPase activity.